UUCCGAAUCAACGCUUCUGACAUUCUUCAAACUCUUCUUCUUAUUCUUUCCCUUUUUUUUUUCUCUCAUUUCAAACAAAUACAUACAAGUACAAGAAAAAAAAAAUUACUCGCCGGUCGUCCGGCGACUUCUCCGAUCAAUUUCUCGGUGACUGUACAAAAAGUUAUAUAUUCAUUCAGUUUCUGGAGAGUUUUGUUACGGUGUUGAACUCGUGUAUAUAGAAAUGGAUUUGAUAGAAGGUGUAGGGGAGAGUUCGUCACCGCCGAGGAGUUUUGGGAGCUGUGCAGUGUAUGAUAUUAAAAACGAUGUGUAUAACCGUCUUGUAGAGACUGGAAAUGCUGAGGCGGUUACUAAUCCGGAGCUGCUUCGUGAACAGUUGGAUUCUCACUUUGCUCGCUUGCCUGCUAGUUAUGGGUUGGAUAUUAAUGUGGAUAAAGCGGAAGAUGUGUUGUUGCAUCAGAAGAUUCUUGUUAGAGCAAAAGAACCCGAUAACCGGCCUGUUUAUCAUGUCCGAUUUUUAGAGAAUUAUUGGACUAGAUUCGAUGAUGCAGAGGAUCAGGAUGACUUCAAUGAUUUUCCGAUUUCAAAGGCAGGUGGCAGCUUAAAUGAUGAAGGGAUAAGGAAGGGUAUGAAUGACUUUGAAACUUGCUCUAAGCUUGAGGACCUGAAUUUGGAUGUUAGAAAGAAUUUUAAUGACAAAGAAGAAAUUCUAGCGGAAGAUUCUAGCCGAAGGCAUGAAGUUUCACGUAUUCUAGUCCAUGAAGUUAUCUUUUCCACCAUUGACAAACCCAAGCUUCUUAGUCAGCUCUCUGCUUUACUUUCUGACAUAGGGCUUAAUAUCCGAGAAGCUCAUGUUUUCUCAACAACUGAUGGGUACUCAUUAGAUGUAUUUGUGGUGGAUGGAUGGCCUGUUGAGGAUACAAAGGCUUUGCAUGAAGAAUUGGGGAAAGCGAUUGCCAGAAGUGAGGGAACGUGGUCUGGUUCAUCUCAUUCUAGGUCAGCUGCUGAAAAAGUUAUAGUCGCACGAUUAAAACCUGAGGACUGGGAAAUUGAUAGAAGAUUACUGAAGAUUGGAGAAAGAAUUGCAUCAGGAUCUUGUGGCGAUUUGUAUCGUGGGAUGUAUCUUGGUAUGGAUGUAGCAAUCAAGGUUCUUAGAUCUGAGCAUUUGAAUGACACAUUGGAAGAUGAGUUCGCUCAAGAAAUAGCAAUUUUGAAGCAAGUUCAGCACAGAAAUGUUGUUCGUUUCAUUGGUGCAUGCACAAAUUCGCCUCAUUUGUGUAUUAUUACAGAAUUCAUGCCUGGUGGGAGCUUGUAUGAAUACCUGCAUAAAAACCAUGUUGUAUUAAAGCUCUCGCAAUUGCUAAGCUUUGCAAUUGAUGUCUGCAAAGGAAUGGAGUACUUGCAUCAAAAUUAUAUCAUUCACAGGGAUCUGAAGGCAGCAAAUUUACUUAUGGAUUCAAACAAUGUUGUUAAAGUGGCAGAUUUUGGUGUUGCUCGUUUCCAAAAUAAUGGAGGUGUCAUGACAGCUGAGACUGGAACAUAUAGAUGGAUGGCCCCUGAGAUCAUCAACCAUCAGCCCUACGACCAGAAAGCGGAUGUGUUUAGUUUUGCCAUUGUUCUUUGGGAGCUUUUAACAGCAAAGGUUCCAUAUGAUACCAUGACUCCACUACAAGCUGCACUAGGAGUGAGACAGGGCCUCCGACCUGAGCUUCCAGAAAAUGCACACCCGAGGCUGUUAGACUUGAUGCAGAGAUGUUGGGUGGACAUCCCUAGUGAUAGACCCAGUUUCUCUGAGAUAAAAGUUGAGCUUGAACUACUCUUACAUGAAAUUGAGGAUACCAUAGAGGCAUCAAAAGGGAGCUGAGUGAUGCGCACUUGCAUAUAUUGGACUAACGACACUUCUUACCAGUAACAAUAGAAGAUUUUCUUUUACUUACGCCAUAUACACGGACCUUAACUUUUUUGGUGAGAUAUCUAUGCCACAAGCAUAAGGUAGAGUCCGCUGCUUUUGGCCAUUUUGGAGUUGAGAGUAAAGGUGAUUCAUUUUGUGAUAAC
Solanum verrucosum is the source of this 2055-nucleotide messenger RNA. Its product is annotated as serine/threonine-protein kinase STY46-like. Lineage: Eukaryota; Viridiplantae; Streptophyta; Magnoliopsida; Solanales; Solanaceae. The record is from RefSeq and is a predicted model, not a curated record. Gene Ontology annotation, molecular function: protein kinase activity; ATP binding. Gene Ontology annotation, biological process: protein phosphorylation. The transcript has 16 exons. Bases 224 to 1864 code for a protein of 546 amino acids.